AUGGCAGCCAGCAAGGCUGUUCGGGUCGGUCUUCGCGUGCCGCCGCUCGUCAUCGCCUUGCGCGUGGAGUGGGUGAGCCGCGUGAUGAGCGACCGCGAGGCGCUGCAGCGCCUUUCCGGUGGCGAGAACUGCUUGCUCGGCAUGGUGACGGGCGUGAUGGCCAAGUCGUGCAAUUACCCCUUCCUCGUCUGGAAAAACACGCAGCAGCAAGGGCUGCCGAUCUCGACGACCUGGACGACGGCGAAGGGCUCGUUCAGCCCGCUGCAGGUGUACCGCGGCCUGCCGAUGGCGUGCAUGAACCUGGGCGGCACCAACGCCGUCCAGUUUGGCGCGACCGGCUUCUUCCAGAAGCUCCUCGCGGGCUCGGGCAUGGGCCAGGACGGGGUGCAGGUGGGCGGCGCCUUCCUGGGCGGGCUCGCGUCGGGGAUCCCGUGCAGCAUCUGGGAGCUGUGCAUGAUCCAGCAGCAGCGCUUCGGCGGCAGCACGCUCGGCACUCCCGCGAGGAUCGUGCAAGAGUACGGCGCCUCCUCGCUCUCGCGCGGCGCGACGAUGACGAUGGGGCGCGAGGCGAUGUUUACCAUGUCGAUGCUGGGCGUGACGCCGCUGAUCCAGCAGAAGCUCGUCGAGUCCUCCGGCUGGGAGCGCAACACGGCGCUCGCCGCCGGCUCGCUGAGCGGCGCGCUGCUCGCCGGCGUCAUCACUCACCCGAUGGACACGAUCAAGUCGUGCAUGCAGGGUGACUUGGGGCGCGCCAAGUACGACGGGAUCGUGCAGACGGGGAAGGCCAUCGCGGCCGAGCACGGCGUGGUGCAGGGUCUCUUCAAGGGGCUGUUUUACCGCAUCGCCCUCAUCUCCACCACAUUCUUCCUCGUCAACACCUUCAAGCAGCGCACGGUGCCGCUGCUCUUCCCGCACGCGCUGAAGGAGGCCGACAAGGCGCGGUAG
Emiliania huxleyi CCMP1516 is the source of this 945-nucleotide messenger RNA. RefSeq lists its product as hypothetical. Gene Ontology annotation, biological process: mitochondrial citrate transmembrane transport. The transcript is spliced from 2 exons. The record is from RefSeq and is a predicted model, not a curated record. The coding region runs from base 1 to 945 and encodes 314 amino acids. Lineage: Eukaryota; Haptophyta; Isochrysidales; Noelaerhabdaceae.